AUGUCGACUGCUUCCAUCUCCCUCGUUAACGACCGUCAAAUCCACAUCAAAACCAAAAUCGUGUGCACGAUUGGGCCAAAGACCCAGUCUGUUGAAAUGCUUGGUAAGCUCAUCGAUGCAGGUAUGAAUGUGAUGAGAUUAAACUUCUCCCAUGGCUCUCAUGAGUAUCACGCGCAGACUAUUGCCAACUUGCGCACUUAUCUUUCUCAAUGUGAAAAUCCACCAACCGUGGCCAUCAUGCUAGACACCAAGGGUCCAGAGAUCCGCACUAGCAAGCUCCAAAAUGGCAAGGAGAUCAAGCUGAAGAAAAACUCCAGCUUCACCUUCUACACAGACUAUUCCAUUCUGGGUGAUGAGACCUGUGUCUCCGUCUCAUAUUCUUCUCUUGAUUCCUCUGUCAAGGCCGGAGACCUUAUCCUGGUUGACGAUGGACUGAUUGCCUGUGAGGUAGUUGAGACCGGACCAGGCUUUGUUAAGACCAGGAUCCUUAAUGACGGGCUUCUCGGCGAAGUCAAGGGUGUCAAUCUUCCCAAAAUCAAGGUCGCGCUUCCCGCGCUCACCGAAAAAGAUAUCCAAGAUCUACAUUUUGGCAUUGCUCAGGGAGUCGAUUUCGUUGCGGCCUCCUUUAUUCGCAAGGCAUCCGAUGUGGUGGAGAUUAGAAAGCUACUUGGAAGCUCCAACAUUCGCAUCAUUUCAAAGAUCGAAAACGAAGAGGGCUUGGAAAAUUUUGACGAAAUUCUCGCUGCUUCUGAUGGUAUCAUGGUGGCCCGGGGCGAUCUUGGCGUUGAAAUCCCAGUGGAGCAGGUCUUCCGUGCCCAAAAAAUGAUGAUCAAAAAAUGCAAUGCUGUCGGCAAGCCCUGCAUUACGGCAACACAAAUGCUCGAAUCGAUGAUUGUUAAUCCAAGGCCAACACGAGCAGAGGCCACCGAUGUUGCCAAUGCUGUCCUCGAUGGCUCUGAUUGUGUUAUGCUUUCUGGAGAAACUGCCAAGGGAGCAUAUCCAAUUGAGGCCGUCACAAUUAUGGCGAGAAUUUGCCGUGAGGCCGAGGCCGAUAUCAACUAUGCUGAGGUUUAUGGAGCCAUCAAGAAGAAUACCAAAAUCCCCAUUUCGGUUUCGGAGGCCAUUGCAUCAAGCGCAGUGAAGACUGCCUGGGAUAUCCAGGCGCCCUUAAUUAUUGCCCUUACAGAGACAGGAGCUACAGCACUUGCCGUCAACAAGUACCGCCCGAUUCCCCCAGUCUUUGGUGUGACCGCUGAUCCACAAGUCGCUCGUCAAAUGCAGGUCCUUCGCGGUAUAUACCCCUUGCUUGUUUUAACGAUGCACGGAACCGAUUCCAUUGUAAAAAACGCAAUGGACCAUGCUAUCUCCUCAAAGAUGGUCAUCAAGGGCGAUAUUUCUGUGGUCACCUCUGGCAUCAUUGAACAAGUUUCCGGGUCCACCAACGUUCUCAGGGUUCUUAAAAUUUAA
Molecule: messenger RNA, 1467 nt
Organism: Mitosporidium daphniae
Lineage: Eukaryota; Fungi; Microsporidia
Product: pyruvate kinase
Exons: 1
Coding region: 1-1467 (488 amino acids)
Biological process (GO): glycolytic process
Cellular component (GO): cytoplasm
Molecular function (GO): magnesium ion binding; pyruvate kinase activity; potassium ion binding
Source: RefSeq, a predicted model, not a curated record